Molecule: messenger RNA, 533 nt
Organism: Papilio polytes (common Mormon)
Lineage: Eukaryota; Metazoa; Arthropoda; Insecta; Lepidoptera; Papilionidae
Gene: Cog4
Product: conserved oligomeric Golgi complex subunit 4
Exons: 4
Source: RefSeq, a predicted model, not a curated record
GACAGUCACGUUAAAUGUCAUAUCAAAUUAAAUGCUCAAAUGCAGGUGAAAUUGAUAAGAAUAACAAAAUAGUUGUGUUCAAAUGAAAAAUGUCGCUAUCGCUCUUAUUAGAAAAAUACGACGUAUCCAGCGAGGAAGGUCUUCAAAAAGCUUUAAAUGAAAUUGAGAAAGAAGAGGCAGAAGUCAAUGAAGCCUUAUCCAAUGCACUUUCCCGUUCGUGUACUCUGGAGGGCAGGUUACGUACUGCCAGUCAGGCAUACACCAAGCUUGGUGAAGUGAAGAAUGACGCCCAAACAGCUGCCGACAUGGUGGAGAAGACCGCUGCGUUGGCGCGGGAUGUUAGCGCUAAAGUGCGACAGUUGGAUCUUGCCAGAUCCCGAGUGGCCGAGUGUCAGAGGAGGGUGCACGACCUCAUCGACCUGCAGCUGUGCAGUGCGGGUGUAGAGGCUGCUAUUAAAGCACAUGAUUAUGAGACAGGUGCCCGGCACGUGGCGCGCUUCCUGAGCAUGGAGCCGGGCUCGGUGGCGGCGGCG